Molecule: messenger RNA, 4717 nt
Organism: Gadus morhua (Atlantic cod)
Lineage: Eukaryota; Metazoa; Chordata; Actinopteri; Gadiformes; Gadidae
Exons: 11
Coding region: 267-3161 (964 amino acids)
Biological process (GO): negative regulation of DNA-templated transcription; regulation of transcription by RNA polymerase II
Cellular component (GO): transcription regulator complex; histone deacetylase complex
Molecular function (GO): transcription corepressor activity
Source: RefSeq, a predicted model, not a curated record
GAGAGAGAGAGAGAGAGAGAGAGAGAGAGAGAGAGAGAGAGAGAGAUAGAGAGUGAGAGAGAGAGAGAGAGAGAGCGAGAGAGAGAGAGAGAGAGAGAGAGAGAGUCAGACAGAUAAGAGAGACAGAGAGAAGAGACUGGAUGAGAAGAGCACUGGAGAGAGGAAUUAAGAGAAUCUGAACAGAAGAACGAGAGUGGAUCGAAGAGAAAUGCAGACGUUAAAUGCUGUUGAAGAACCUCCGCAUCUAAAAACCCUGUAUCAUCGUCAUGGCAGACCCUUCAACCACCAAACAGGCCAACACCCAUCAACCCCACCACCACUUCAGCCUAACCCGUCUCCAGAGCCCCAGGCCCGGGUACGCCUCCACCACCUGCCGCUCCCCCUCGGACCCCCUCCUGGAGCCAGGAAGCAGCGCAGAACACCCACCGCAGUCCUCCACCAGCUUCCCCACCUCCAGCCCUUCCUGGAGGGGCGUGGAGCACGCCGCAGCCGGGAGGGGGCUCCACCACGGCAGGAACGGUCUGAGUGACGACGGUGACUUAGGGGACCCCCUGGUCCACGAGUGGUCCGACGGCAUUCGGGCGAAGGAGGCCUGGGACGGCCGGGGGAGCUGCGGGAGUUCGGCGAGCGAGUUUUACGGGAAAGACGAUUACUGCCGCUACGCCGACCGGGCUUUCCACGAGAGGAACGCCGGCGUCGGCGUCGACGUGGAGGGCGAACGAGACGCCCGGGACAGUUUCGACAUGGUGUUCCACGACGACGGCGGCGACAAACCGGCCUACAGUCGCUCCGAUAGCUUCGAGGUCAGCUACGAGACGGUGUACGAUAAGGACGCCCACAGCGCCCUCCCGGUGAGCCACCCCCUGUUCUACGGCAUGGACGCGUUCAGACAGAGCAGCGUGGAGGAGGGCAGCGCCGACGGCCAGCCCGGCCUCCACCACGGCUACCUGGGAAGGGUGGAGGACCCGGGUUCGAGCCAGAGCUCCGGGGAAGGUCGAUCCUCCCAGGUCCCGGAAUGCGGGGACGGCGGUUGGCGGGGUGGCGAGGGCUGGGACCCGCAGGGCGCGGCGGCGGCGCUCAAAGCGCCGCCCCUGACCAACGGGAGGUAUCCGCAGAGGCUGGACUCCUUCUCCGAGGCCUUCCAGCCGUACCGCCGGAGGGGGCUGCUCGCGGUCGCCGAGGGGGAUCCCGCCGGCCGCCACGCGAGGUUCGAGGCGGGACGGGGCGAGUUCGCGGGCUGGGUGGCGGACAGCGGCCAGGGCUGUCGGCACGGCCCCACUUUGGACCCCUACGGCCCCGCUCACUCCUUCUUCCACUCCCACCCGUCCCUCCCCACCCUCCCCUCCCCUCCGUCCCAGCCCAUGCCCUCGGUCCUCAGCCCCCCCCCCACCCCCUUGCCCCCCUCCUCGCUGUCGCCCUCCCAAGGGGAGUGUCCGCAUCCGUUCUCCACGGCCGCGGGCCAGAGGGAGGGGGAGUACAACGUCAGCACCAUACAGUUUUUCCCCUCACACGCCCACCCCUCCCCCGGCGGAGUUUUAUGGAAGCUUCAGGGACUGCCCCAUUGCUACCCACCGCAGUCAUGUGACCACAGGGCCGUCACCGAUGGCAACCAAAGACCUCACCACGGCGAAGAGGGCCAAGGCCUCUCAGAACAUCAAAGUGUCCUAAUGGCGCCUGAAUCAUCCUUCAUGAGCUGCUCCCCACUCACUCCCUCCUCCCUCACCCCCUCAUUCCCAACGGCCUCCCCCCUCCAUCCAUCAUUCCAUCCGGCUCACCUGCCGUCCUUCCACCAGAGGAAGGAUGGACGCAUCACUUCCUGUCCGUCACAGGCUCUAGAGAUUAGAAACCCCUCGACCUACAGGGAAACUCCAUUUCUCAGCAUGCUUCACCACAGGGAGGCCGCCCAAAGGCAGGGCCAUUACACUCCUCGACCAAUCCUCAAUCCAAUCCGGCAGGGGGCGGGGCUAUACUCCUCCGCUUCGCCUCUCAGUCCCAGCCCAAGGGAGAUGGUCAGAGGGGGAGAUGUAGAGGAACAGUAUGCUGAAGCACCGUGUAUCAACGUCGGUCCUGACUUCCAGGCAGAGCUCCCCACCUGCCACCCAGAGUGGGAGGAGUCACCCUUCCCCAUGGAGGAAGCGUCGCCGAGGGAACAGUUGCUAUGGAAACCAUUCCCCCUGUUGGAAGAGAGUGUCGUCGUGCAGGAUCACGUUGAGCAGCUGCUGUCAAUGUGUAAUUCUAGCUGCCUGCCAGGAGGGGGGGCCAACACAGAGCUGGCACUGCAUUCCCUGCAUCGCUGCAACGGAGACACAAUGGCUACCCUGGAGAUGUUGCUGCUGUCGUUGCACACGGCGGCCGGAGACUACCACUACUCUGGCAGCGACAUGUGGACCGACCAGGAGAGGGCAAUGUUCAGCGAAGGCCUGAGGACUCUGGGCAAAGACUUCUCCUCCAUACAGAACAUGGUGAGAACCAAGAGUGUGCGUCAGUGUGUUGAGUUCUACUACCUGGGUAAGAGGCUGGUGGACAUGCAGCGGAGACAGGCCAAAAGACUGAUAGAGGCGGAGGCAGCUGAAGCCAUGGAUCAGCAGAUGACCACUGUCCCCCAACCAAUGAGGACGUUGGUUGGACCGGAAAGGGCGGUACCUGCUCCAUCGACUACCAUCUUCCCUUGUAAAAUGUGUGGCAAAAUGUUCUUCAAGAUAAAGUCGCGCAACGCCCACAUGAAGAUCCACCGUCAGCCGCCGGAGGACUGGAGCGAGCGCCGGCUCCAUCCCCAGCUCCUCACCCACCGGCUCAACAGCCUCGCCCCCAACCUGGGGGGCAGUGGUGCUCUACUCCAGCCCCAGGCUUCUCCCCGGGCCUACUCCUUCCAAGGCAUCACUCUCCCCUCCAACAACAACAGCAACAACAGUCAUACAGACAGUGUUUUGAACUCGUUUGAGGUAAACAACGACCACAGCAGCGGCGGCAGCGGUGUUGCUCAUGCCAGCGACAUGGGCAUUAGGAAUGGCAUUAGCACUUUAUCAGCCUUUAGCAACAUGAGCGAGACAAACCCUCAUGAUGUUCUUGGGGGCGGGGUCAGUGACUCUGCGGCCAAUCAGAGAGGGCCUCCAAAUGUUCGGUCACCUGUCCAUUCACCCUGGACUCAGUGGAUGGGCUAAGAACCUGUGGAAUCAAGUCGGCUCAGGGGUACUUCGAAUCAUUUUUUAUAGCGAGAUAUCUUUUGCCAGAGCAAAAGAGGUACAUUUUUUUGGGCAAAUAAUAUUCAAAUUUUUUGCAACCCUGUUUUUUGUAUGAAAUGUUUACUUUUAGGGGAGCUCUGAGGCCCGUACUGUUUUUACAAAGAUGUGUUAUUGCAGUACGCUGAGUAUUGUGGACUGAAAGUUUCCAUCAGUUUGGAUCCACAUCAAUUCAUUGCACGCUCAGCUUGUCGCACACACACACACAUGACACACACACACACACACACACACACACACACACACACACACACACACACACACACACACACACACACACACACACACACACACACACACACACACACACACACACACACACACACACUCACCUAGUUCUUAUACAGUACUCAAAUGGGUUAAUAUUGACCUUGGUGAAACAUCUACGGUUGAUGUUAAACGGUGUGUGUGUGUGUGUGUGUGUGUGUGUGUGUGUGUGUGUGUGUGUGUGUGUGUGUGUGUGCGUGUAUGUGUGUGUGUGUGUGUGUGUGUGUGGGGGGGGGGGGGUUCUGUGUAUGAGUGAGUGUGUCUUGUAGAUAGAUAGUUUCAUGCUUUUUCUUUAGAAAACUUUACUCAAACAAGAUUCAACUGCACUAAACAAAGUUCUUGAAAUAUUAUUCAAUAGUUCUAAAUGGAACGUUAUUAAAACAGUAUUAACAAAAGAUAAUAAACAGAACAAUGUUAAACCAGCAUUAUUGUGGAUAACCAUUAAUUGUCUGCUCUCUCUUGGUCAUUUAGUUUCCUCCUCCUAAUCUUUGUCCAGUGAGGAGUUUAAUGAAGUGAGUUAGACCUUCUCCUGGUUUCCUACCAGGGGAUUGUACUCCCUUGACCUCCUGUCUUUGCGUGCGUACAUGAGUCUAUGUACGCAAACUGUUUGCCCAUUGUGAAACCCAGCCGGCCCAGCACAGUGUGAGGCAGGCCAAACACCUUGCUGUCCAUGCGUUCCACAGUCCAACAUGACCGGCAGCACUAGGGGGCCGCGGGGCCCCAGCCAUGCUCUGCCUGCUCCGGACUCUAUGGGACGGCUGCAGGGGCCGAUUCCCGGCCCUCAGGUCCACUUCACGGCCUUGUACUUUACACACGACGUCAUCCCCUCACCUGUCACAUGUCACCUGCUUUUAUGAGGGCUGGGGCAGGGUCGGCCGGCCACUGGCUCCCAGGGGGUACGGCUCACAGACAAAAGGUGCUGGGGUCGAUUCCCAUUAGCUGCCUAUUACUCCUAUACCUGUUCCUUAAUCCUUAAUGCAUGUUUGGGGCAGUUUCUCCAAGUCCUCUGGGACUUGUUAAGCCAUUUCUGAAGUUUGUAACUGUUAUUGAUGGCUGUAUAAAUGCACAAAUGGAUAAAUGGAACAUGUUACAUUUAAUUAACCCUGUUUUUCUGAAAUCUAUACUCAUAAAUGCAUACAUUAUACAUAUGUUUUAUUUGUACACAUAAUGUUCUCUAUUAAUAAACAUGACUGAAAUUCCCGUUUUCCCUA